GCACCUCCAGUCUGCCCAGAUGCAAAAUGCCGACCAGCAUUUGCCUUCUGAUGGUUUUUGACUCGGACAGGACUAUAGCCAUAAAGCAUGUUCACAACACGUGUUAAUUGACUAGGACAUAUGCCUGACUGAACAUACGUGUACUGUAAAAAAGGACUGAUGAAAUGGCCACGGCAUUCAACAACACGUGUAUUUCUUGUACUAAAUUUAUUACUGCCCUUAAUUAAAAGAAAAAAUUGACAACUGAACUGUUGGGGCAAGCAUUAAUCCAGAGUCCAGUGUAUGGUUAAUCUGUGCAAUAAGCUUCACUAAUUCGUAUUUUUGUAGUUUUAGCUUAGGUGAUAAAAGGGUUUGUUCUGAUUAUCAUGUUAACCCUAGUAAAUAAUGUGAAAUGUAUCUUUUAUGACAAAAAUUAGUUAAAUAAUCGACCAAAAAGAAAGAUGAACAUGAGCUUUUGUCAGUGUUUAUCAUAUUGUGGAAGGCUGGACCCAUCACGGAAGCAUAUAUAUCGAGAAAAUCUACAGAAAUAGAGUCAACAUCAGCUUUUUCGCUACCUGAAUUAUCCGAUGUACUUUUAGAUCAUAAAAGUAGCUGAGCAUGCACCGGCUUGCUACUAAAGCCGUCAAGGAGAAGAGAUUGCCAUCCCCAGCAAUACACAAACCAGAAAUCAAGAAGACAAGCAAUGGCAGGUCUCAUGAAAGCUUUAGUUGCAAUUCUUGUUUUAUGUCUUGCUACCAGAGGAUUAUGUGAUUGCUCAUUGAACAACAUCAACAUUGGCACAGUUCGAAGUGGAAGAGAAAUAAGUGGCAAGCCAGAAUGGAAUGUGACAGUGACAAACAACUGCAGAUGUGCUCAAAGCCAGAUAAAGCUGUCUUGCAUGGGGUUUCAAACAGUGGAAAGUGUUGAUCCAUCAAUCUUUGUGAAGAAUGGUGAUACUUGUCUACUUAUCAAUGGCAAUUCCUUGGAGGCAUCAGCUUCUGUCCAUUUCUCCUAUGCUUGGGAUCCUCCUUUUCUCUUGUUGCCUUUUGCAUCUGUUAUCCAUGGCUGUUAAAAUAAGAGUAUCUUGCAUUUACACACAUAUAAAGAUUAUAUGCAAAAGGGAUUUCAAUGCGGUUUAUAUAUUGAUGCUCCUGGUUAGGGUAAUUGAUGUUGCUCUUGUUA
Messenger RNA from Populus euphratica (Euphrates poplar), 1161 nucleotides. RefSeq lists its product as uncharacterized. Lineage: Eukaryota; Viridiplantae; Streptophyta; Magnoliopsida; Malpighiales; Salicaceae. The coding region runs from base 683 to 1051 and encodes 122 amino acids. The record is from RefSeq and is a predicted model, not a curated record. The transcript has 2 exons. Gene Ontology annotation, biological process: cell fate determination.